AGGCCGGAGGACGUCAGCGACGCGCGGUCGAGCCUCCAGCCCGCCCCUCGCGCGCCGGCCUCUCGCUCCCUUCGCGCGGACACGGCGGCGGUGCGGCGGCGGUUCGGCACGUUCACGCGCGCGCUGCAGCCCGCCGUCUCCUCCCAGCACAACCCGAACAUGGCGGCUCUCAAACUGCUCUCCGCCUGGCCCCAGCUCUGCGCCUCCGCCUGCCGCCCCGGCGGCGUCUGGUCCAAGGGAUGUGUCGGCUACUUUUCAACCAGCACACAUCGCCAUACCAAAUUUUAUACAGAUCCGGUAGAAGCUGUAAAAGACAUCCCUGAUGGCGCAACAAUACUGGUUGGUGGUUUUGGGUUAUGUGGAAUUCCAGAGAACCUUAUAGGAGCUUUACUAAAGACUGGAGUAAAAGGGCUGACUGCAGUCAGCAACAAUGCAGGGGUUGACAACUUUGGCUUGGGCCUUUUACUCCGAUCCAAGCAGAUAAAACGCAUGGUGUCUUCCUAUGUGGGGGAAAAUGCAGAAUUUGAACGGCAGUACUUGAGUGGUGAAUUAGAAGUAGAACUGACACCUCAGGGCACACUUGCAGAGCGGAUUCGUGCUGGUGGGGCUGGAGUUCCUGCAUUUUACACCAGCACCGGGUAUGGGACCCUGGUGCAACAAGGAGGGUCACCGAUCAAAUACAACAAAGAUGGCAGCAUUGCCAUUGCCAGUAAGCCGAGAGAGGUGAGGGAGUUUAAUGGCCAGCAUUUUAUUUUGGAGGAAGCAAUUACAGGAGAUUUUGCUCUGGUGAAAGCCUGGAAGGCAGACCAAGCAGGAAACGUGAUUUUCAGGAAAAGUGCAAGGAAUUUCAAUUUGCCGAUGUGCAAAGCUGCAGGCACCACAGUGGUGGAGGUUGAAGAAAUUGUAGAUAUUGGAUCAUUUGCCCCAGAAGAUAUCCAUAUUCCUAAGAUUUAUGUACAUCGCCUUAUAAAGGGAGAAAAAUAUGAGAAAAGAAUUGAGCGUUUAUCAAUCCGGAAAGAGGAAGAUGUAAAAACCAAAUCUAGUAAACCUGGAGAUAAUGUAAGGGAACGUAUCAUCAAGCGGGCAGCUCUUGAAUUUGAAGAUGGCAUGUAUGCUAAUUUGGGCAUAGGAAUCCCACUUCUGGCCAGCAACUUCAUCAGCCCAAAUAUCACAGUUCAUCUGCAAAGUGAAAAUGGAAUCCUGGGUUUGGGCCCAUAUCCGUCACAAAAUGAAGUCGAUGCAGAUCUAAUCAAUGCAGGCAAGGAAACAGUUACUGUUCUUCCAGGAGCUUCUUACUUCUCCAGCGAUGAGUCAUUUGCAAUGAUUAGAGGGGGCCAUGUCAAUCUAACAAUGCUGGGAGCAAUGCAGGUUUCCAAAUAUGGCGACCUCGCUAACUGGAUGAUACCCGGGAAGAUGGUGAAAGGAAUGGGAGGGGCUAUGGAUCUAGUGUCCAGUGCUAAGACCAAAGUGGUGGUCACCAUGGAACAUUCUGCAAAGGGAAAUACACAUAAAAUCAUGGAGAAAUGUACAUUGCCACUGACUGGAAAGCAAUGCGUCAACCGCAUCAUUACUGAAAAGGCUGUGUUUGACGUGGACAGCAAGAAAGGACUGACUCUGAUUGAACUCUGGGAAGGCCUGACCGUGGAUGACAUCAAAAAGAGCACUGGGUGUGAUUUUGCAGUUUCACCAAAACUCAUGCCAAUGCAGCAGAUCACAACUUGAAAUGUGGAAUAGAAAUUUGUCCCAGGUUGUAUGUUUCUCAUUUUAACCACAUAGGAGUUCAUUGAAAGGAUAUCAGUAAUCACAAUUGUAUAUCUAAUUAGCAGUUUUGACUAGUUUUCUUCCAGCAUCUUAUACUGUAUGCAGCCAUAUAGACUCUGUUCUCUCAAGAGUACUAUAAGAUUUUAAUAUAUAAAUGAUUGUCUUAUUUGUUUUAUAAUUGCUUAGAAGGCGUAUCUUUACAAUUGGUGCUCACAUUGGAUUUAUAUUUACCUCCUGUGAUAUGUACACAAAAUUGUACCAAGAUGGGCCCUUAGGGAGACUUUCAUUGAUGUUCUGUCCCUCGUAUAAAUCAUGACAGCUAGAAAAAAAGAAUGAGGGAGAAAAAGAACUCCACCCAGAGUAUACCCAAGGCAGCAUUGCACUAGUCCUGAACAAUAUUCUGUGUGAAUUUUGAGUAGGAGAAAUGCUGUCUUACUGAUUAUGUUUUUCUUUUGGCCUCCUCUGACUUUUCUUUUAGAGCCUCUGAUUUUGUGAUUGCAUCUUGUUUCCCUAAAGCAUCCCUUCUCCUCCCAUACUUUCCAUGACUAAAUAGACAUUCAGUAAGCAAGCAAGAACAUCUCUUUUUGAGAUAAGUAAUUGGUUCAUGGGAGAGACCAAAGGGUGUAAGUUCUCCUGGUGCUGAUAUCUCACCAAGAAGUUGCCUUUAUGAACCUGCCAACCAUCUGUGCUUUACCAAAGGCUGAGGUUUAUUAUGAGAAGAGGGCUAUAAGCCUAACUGAUAGGGUCAAGUUUCUGAUUUUAAAACAGUGCAGUAUUUCUGUAUUAAGGAUCCAGAGGAGUCCUUAAGAAGCUUUCUCUAUGUGGUUGAGGUACAGUAGGCUACUCUUACAAGACCUCCUUUUAAGCCAUGAAGUGCUAUGGGAUAAUUUAUCAUGAAUCCAGUCACAGUGACAACAGAGUUUAAAAUAUUUUUUUCUUUCUUUUCAGGCUCUCUUAUUUCUGUCCAGAAAAAUUCCUUUUUUUAAAAAAAUUUUUUUUAAUGUUUAUUUUUCAGAGAGACAGAGAGACUGAGAGCACAGCAGGGGA
Hyaena hyaena (striped hyena) is the source of this 2808-nucleotide messenger RNA. It is a transcript of the gene OXCT1, whose product is annotated as 3-oxoacid CoA-transferase 1. The record is from RefSeq and is a predicted model, not a curated record. Gene Ontology annotation, molecular function: succinyl-CoA:3-oxo-acid CoA-transferase activity. Gene Ontology annotation, biological process: ketone body catabolic process. The transcript is spliced from 17 exons. Lineage: Eukaryota; Metazoa; Chordata; Mammalia; Carnivora; Hyaenidae. Gene Ontology annotation, cellular component: mitochondrion. Bases 160 to 1722 code for a protein of 520 amino acids.